This is a messenger RNA of Ictalurus punctatus (channel catfish), 1415 nucleotides long. RefSeq names its product lactate dehydrogenase Bb (gene ldhbb). Bases 99 to 1166 code for a protein of 355 amino acids. Gene Ontology annotation, biological process: carboxylic acid metabolic process. The record is from RefSeq and is a predicted model, not a curated record. Gene Ontology annotation, molecular function: L-lactate dehydrogenase (NAD+) activity. The transcript is spliced from 8 exons. Gene Ontology annotation, cellular component: cytoplasm. Lineage: Eukaryota; Metazoa; Chordata; Actinopteri; Siluriformes; Ictaluridae.
CUCUUGCUCUGUCUCUGCUGCAGCUUUAAGGAAGUGUUGCACAGCGACGCCACUGCCGAAACACUGCAGUCACCUACUGUCCUCUCAACUGCCCUGCCAUGUUGAUUUCAUGGUGGUAUUUGUACCUGGGUGCUCACAGCAUCUACAAGCAAGUGCAAAACAUGGCAUCUGUGCUGCAGAAGCUCAUUACCCCCCUUUUCAAUGGACCAGUUGAGCCUCCCAGGAACAAGGUGACGGUGGUGGGAGUGGGUCAGGUGGGCAUGGCGUGUGCCGUCAGCAUCCUGCUGCAGGAGUUGGCUGAUGAGCUGGCCCUUGUGGAUGUGAUGGAAGACAAACUAAAAGGAGAGAUGUUGGACCUGCAGCAUGGAAGUCUCUUUUUCAAAACUCCUAAAAUUGUCUCAGGAAAAGAUUACUCAGUGACAGCAAACUCACGCAUCGUAGUGGUGACAGCAGGUGUACGUCAGCAGGAGGGAGAAAGCAGGCUUAACCUUGUCCAGAGGAACAUCAAUGUCUUCCAGCACAUAAUACCACAAAUAAUCAAAUACAGCCCCAACUGCAUCCUCAUUGUGGUGUCUAACCCAGUGGAUGUUUUGACCUACGUGACCUGGAAGCUGAGCGGCCUACCCACACACCGCGUCAUUGGCAGUGGCACUAAUUUGGAUUCAGCACGUUUUCGGUACCUGAUGGCGGAAAGACUGGGAAUCCACCCUAGCAGCUUUAACGGCUGGAUCCUGGGAGAACAUGGUGACUCCAGUGUUCCUGUUUGGAGUGGUGCAAAUGUAGCAGGUGUGAACCUCCAGAAACUGAACCCAGACAUCGGCCAAGACAGUGACAGGGAGAACUGGAAAAAGACUCACAAGAUGGUAGUUGACAGUGCCUAUGAGGUGAUCAGACUGAAAGGCUACACUAACUGGGCUAUUGGACUGAGUGUAGCAGAUCUGACAGAGAGCCUCAUUAAAAACCUGAACAGAGUUCAUCCCAUUUCUACCAUGGUCAAGGGGAUGUACGGGAUCACUGAUCAUGUGUUCUUGAGCCUCCCGUGUGUGUUGAACAGCAGAGGAGUGAGCAGUGUGGUAAACAUGAACCUGACCCAGGACGAGGUGUCUCAGCUGAAGAAAAGCGCAGACACGCUGUGGAACAUUCAAAAAGACCUGAAAGAUCUGUAAGAGUCGUGCUCACUAGAAAGCGCGCUCAUUCACAAGCUUUCCGAGCAAACACCUCAACUAAUACAGCAGCUUUAGAAUGUUUGUCUUUUAUCUCCUUACAACACUAAUAAUAUUAUCAAGUACAGAUGCAGGUCUAGAUGCAGCUCUCAUCUGCUAUGUGCAAUCACCAUGCAAAUUGUAUGCACAUUGAAUGUGCACAUUCGUUAUUUAUUGUUGUUAGUUUGGAAAUAAAGACUCAAAUAGCCAAUA